This is a messenger RNA of Echinops telfairi (small Madagascar hedgehog), 1023 nucleotides long. RefSeq names its product fucosyltransferase 2 (gene FUT2). Gene Ontology annotation, cellular component: membrane. The transcript has a single exon. NCBI's taxonomy places the organism in Eukaryota, Metazoa, Chordata, Mammalia, Afrosoricida, Tenrecidae. The coding region runs from base 1 to 1023 and encodes 340 amino acids. Gene Ontology annotation, molecular function: galactoside 2-alpha-L-fucosyltransferase activity. Gene Ontology annotation, biological process: carbohydrate metabolic process. The record is from RefSeq and is a predicted model, not a curated record.
AUGACCAACAAUCUGGAGCUUCUCUCCUCUCACGUGACCCACUUCAUCUUCUUUGUCUUCAUGGCUUCCACUGUAUUUCACCUUAAGCAGCGGCUUAACACAAUCCCGCCCCCGUGGGAGGUAGAGGCACAAUACCAGAGGCGGACCCAGAGUCUCACGAGCUCCCCGCCCAAGGGGAUAUGGACAGUCAAUGUGCAAGGCCGUCUGGGGAACCAGAUGGGGGAGUAUGCCACCCUGUAUGCCUUGGCCAAGAUGAAUGGCCGACGUGCCUACAUUCCCACCCAGUUGCAUAACACGCUAGCUCCUAUCUUCAAGAUCACCCUCCCUGUCCUGCAUGAUGCCGUCGUCAGCAAGAUCCCAUGGAAGAACUACCUUCUGAAUGACUGGAUGGAGGAGCGGUACCGCCACAUCCCGGGAGAGUACGUCCGCCUCACUGGCUACCCCUGCUCCUGGACCUUCUACCACCACCUCCGAGAGGAGAUCCUCCAGGAGUUCACGUUACAUGACCACGUGCGCCAGGAGGCUCAGACGUACCUGCAGACCCUACAAGUGAACGGGAGUCGGCCCAAAACCUUCGUGGGGGUCCAUGUUCGCCGGGGGGACUAUGUCCAGCUCAUGCCAAAUGUUUGGAAGGGCGUGGUGGCUGGCCGGCAAUACCUUCAAAGGGCCCUGGACUGGUUCCGCGCCCGCUAUAGCUCACUCAUCUUUGUGGUCACCAGCAACGGCAUGGCAUGGUGCCAGGAGAACAUCGAUGCCUCCCGUGGCGACGUGGUAUUUGCUGGAAAUGGGAUUGAGGGCUCCCCUGCCAAGGACUUUGCGCUGCUCACCCAGUGUAACCACACCAUCAUGACCAUUGGGACAUUUGGGAUCUGGGCUGCCUACCUUGCAGGUGGAGAAGUCAUCUACCUGGCCAAUUACACCCUCCCAGAUUCUCCCUUCCUCCGAAUCUUUAAGCCAGAGGCAACAUUUCUGCCCGAGUGGAUGGGGAUCGAGGCCGAUUUAUCCCCGCUACUCAAGCAGUGA